AUGAGUCUCGUUCAAAACUCGGAGGCUACCUCGCCUGUUCCCAUCAUCGAAACCGACGACAAAGGCCAACCCGUAAAGACCACCACAAGUACAAACGGUUAUUUCCCCCAGAGCCAACUCCCCUCUUCUGCCAACGGAACAGUCACUCCCUCGCUCGUCGAAAACAUGUCCCAUCUCUCUGUUGUUCGCGCCCACGACGACUCGGAUGCUGCGUCCAUCCGCUCCACGAGCUCUCGCACGUCGCGCAAGCCUCAGAUGCAGCUGGCGAGCUACCAGGAUGAGUUCACCACCAGCGUCUACGGCUCUCGCUUUGCGGGCAUGGACCUCCCCAGGCAUCGCAUGCCCGAGUGUGAAAUGCCCCGCGACAUUGCCUAUCGCAUGAUCAAGGAUGACCUGAGUCUUGACAACAACCCCAUGCUCAACCUUGCUUCUUUUGUCACUACUUACAUGGAAGAUGAAGCCGAAAAGCUCAUGGCAGAGUCCUUCUCCAAAAACUUCAUCGACUACGAGGAGUACCCGCAGUCCGCCGACAUCCAGAACCGCUGCGUCAACAUGAUCGGCGAUCUUUUCCACGCUCCCCCCGGCGAAUCCGUCGGCACCUCCACUGUCGGUUCAUCAGAAGCCAUCAUGCUUGCUGUGCUGGCCAUGAAGAAGCGCUGGAAGAACCGCAGACAGGCUGAGGGUAAGAGCACCGAGCACCCCAACAUCGUCAUGUCCUCUGCUGUCCAGGUCUGUUGGGAAAAGGCCACUCGCUACUUUGAGAUUGACGAGAAGCUCGUCUACUGCACGCCUGAUCGGUUCGUCAUGGAUCCCGAUGAGGCUGUUGAUCUGUGUGACGAGAACACCAUCGGUAUGUGCACUAUUCUCGGAACUACUUACACCGGCGAGUACGAGGAUAUCAAGACCAUCAACGACCUCCUCGUUGAGCGUAAUAUCGAUGUCCCCAUUCAUGUCGACGCCGCCAGCGGUGGCUUCGUCGCCCCCUUUGUCGUCCCCGAUCUAGAGUGGGAUUUCAGAUGUGAAAAGGUCGUCUCCAUCAACGUCUCGGGCCACAAGUACGGUCUUGUCUACCCCGGUGUUGGCUGGGUUAUCUGGCGAUCUCCCGAGUAUCUUCCCCAAGAGCUCGUCUUCAACAUCAACUACCUCGGUGCCGACCAAUCCUCAUUCACCCUCAACUUCUCCAAGGGUGCAUCGCAGGUCAUCGGCCAGUACUACCAGCUCAUCCGUCUCGGCAAGCACGGCUACCGAGCUAUCAUGAGCAACCUCACACGCACAGCCGACUACCUAACAGAAACCCUCGAAAACAUGGGCUUCGUCAUCAUGUCAGAACGCUCAGGAGCCGGUCUCCCUCUCGUAGCCUUCCGCUUCAAGACCACCGAUGAAGGAGGCGACCCUGAUCGAUACUACGAUGAGUUCGCCCUGGCGCACCAUCUCCGUUCUCGAGGCUGGGUCGUCCCUGCUUACACCAUGGCUCCCAACUCCGGCGUCAAGAUGCUUCGAGUCGUUGUGCGAGAGGACUUCACAAAGAGUCGAUGUGACCAGCUGAUCUCCGACGUCAAGCUGUGCCACGGCCUCCUCAAGGAGACAGACCAGGAGUCGAUCAAGAAGCGUGAGGAAUACAUCCGGAAUCACAUUUCUGCAAUGGGGCGCGGAAAGCACGCCCAUCCUGUUUACCAGGAUGAGAAGCAUUCUCUUCAGGGCAAGACUGGCAAGACACAUGCCAUUUGUUAG
Fusarium sp. VM40 is the source of this 1731-nucleotide messenger RNA. NCBI's taxonomy places the organism in Eukaryota, Fungi, Ascomycota, Sordariomycetes, Hypocreales, Nectriaceae. The record is from the annotation of a GenBank genome assembly.